CCUGGUAAAUGCACCUGGCUUUUGUGGCUGGCCUGUACCAUGCUGUCGCCCCAGUCACUUCACAUACUAGCAGCAGCAGCUGUUUUUUUGGUGACAUGCCAUGGUGAGGAGAAGUGUGCAGGAGCUCCUGGAAUCCCUGGUACCCCCGGAGCCAAUGGAUUGCCUGGGAGAGAUGGAAGGGAUGGUAUGAAAGGCGACCCAGGCCCACCAGGUCCGCAGGGACCACCCGCUGGCAUUCCAGGUCUUCCUGGAAGAGAUGGGCUUCCUGGGGCACCAGGACUCCAGGGUGAAAAAGGGAACCCAGGAGAAAGAGGAGAGCCUGGACCACAAGGUCAUCCUGCUUCUGCUGAUCCUGAAUUACAAGAAAUCUUCCAGUUUUUAAAACAUCGAAUUACAAGUCUGGAAGGAGUCCUUACUUUGGAAGGAACAAUAACAGAAAUCGGGAGAAAAAUACUCGCUACCAAUGGGAAAGAAGUCAAUUUUGAGAGCGCAUUAGAGUCAUGCAAAAAUGCUGGUGGCUCCAUUGCCAUCCCCAGGAACAAGGAGGAGAAUGAUGCAAUCUGGUCCAUCGUGAAACGGUUUAACAGAUAUGCAUAUCUGGGCAUAAGAGAGGGUGAUGUGCCAGGUGAAUUCCAUGAUCUAGAGGGAAACCCACUCAAUUAUACCAACUGGCGCAGUUAUGAGCCAAAUGGAAAAGGAGGGGAAAACUGUGUGGAAAUGUACACCGAUGGGGGCUGGAAUGACAAAAAAUGCAACCAGUACCGCCUCACGAUCUGUGAAUUUUAAAUCAUAUCCUUGCAGGUGAUUUCCUAGUGCAGAGUCCAGGCAAUAUUCUCUGUCAAAUGUAAACAGGAGCAUGUUCUUUCAGUAACAUAGCUAAUGUCUUCUGUGAUUAUUGUAUCUUGUCCAAUUCCUUUUUGCACCUCCCCAUGUGAGGUUUCGUGAGCCCUAGAAUGAACCUGGAUAAACAAUAAACCAAAUCUGGCUAAACCACU
This is a messenger RNA of Pelodiscus sinensis (Chinese soft-shelled turtle), 995 nucleotides long. The record is from RefSeq and is a predicted model, not a curated record. NCBI's taxonomy places the organism in Eukaryota, Metazoa, Chordata, Testudines, Trionychidae.